UCAUUUUUGAAAACCAUGUAAUUACAGCUGCAUAACGAAAAUUUUGAGAUCACCACCCUGCGGAUUGACGUGGUCACGGACGGAAGACACGCGGAGGUGGAAUUCACGACGGACUGGCAGCAGGACGCCGAGCGCCGAGACCUCACUGUCAACUCGAUGUUCCUGGGCUUUGAUGGUACUUUAUAUGACUAUUUCAAUGGUUAUGAAGACUUAAAGAAUAAGAAAGUGAGAUUUGUUGGACAUGCUAAAAAGAGGAUACAAGAAGAUUACCUUAGAAUUUUAAGAUAUUUCAGGUUUUAUGGGAGGAUUGUAGACAAACCUGGUGACCACGACCCUGAGACUUUGGAAGCAAUUGCAGAAAAUGCCAAAGGCCUGGGCGGAAUAUCAGGAGAGAGGAUCUGGGUGGAACUGAAAAAGAUUCUGGUUGGAAAUCAUGUCAGUCAUUUGGUUCACCUCAUCUACGACCUCGGCGUGGCUCCCUACAUAGGUUUACCUGCUAAUGCAAGUUUGGAAGAAUUUGACAAAGUCAGUAGAAAUGUUGAAGGAUUUUCACCAAAGCCAAUGACUCUCUUGGCCUCGUUAUUCAAAGUGCAGGACGAUGUCACAAAAUUGGAUUUGAGGUUGAAGAUUUCAAAAGAAGAGAAAAACCUUGGCUUGUUUUUAGUUAAAUACAGGAACGACUUAACUAAAGCAACGGAUAGUUCCGACCCACUGAAACCCUACCAGGACUUCAUUAUAGACGUAAGUACAUACCAGUCGUGGUCAGUGCAGUCCGUCCUAAUAGUAAAGCUAACUUUUUGUUUUUUUAAUAUAUUUUUAUUGAUUUCCAA
Molecule: messenger RNA, 830 nt
Organism: Myotis brandtii (Brandt's bat)
Lineage: Eukaryota; Metazoa; Chordata; Mammalia; Chiroptera; Vespertilionidae
Product: CCA tRNA nucleotidyltransferase 1, mitochondrial
Exons: 4
Source: RefSeq, a predicted model, not a curated record